GUUGCGACGUCGUAUUCUGGGCAUGAAAAGCCUCAAGACUAAAUUCUCGUACUCGUAAAGAGGUCAAUAAUUAAUUCCUAUGCAACGUAUGAUACUGGUAGACCACGUCGUGUUUACCCAGCGCCAAACGCCUAUAAGAAAUCGAGUGCCUUCGUGUUUCCUGACUAAAUUUUUGUUCAUCAGCAUUGGAAAGUCCCUCGGUUUUAAUCGAGAAUUCAACACUUUAUAAUCAUGUGGACUUCUGCAGCUUUCCUAACUUUACCAAUCGCGGUCCUUGCCUCCGGAUCUGUCCCGGACGGCCCAUGGACCGCCGGAGUCUGGAGAGUUCCUGCUACCGACGACGUAUUUUUUAAUGGCGAUGCCAUCAACGCUAGCGGCGGGAAGUUCUACGUAAAUAAGGAUACCUCCGCUUACUGCCCCGAUGGCAUUGAGGGUCUCGACUGUACCGCCUACCCUGGUUCCAAAACUGUAUUUGUUGGGGGUAAUAAUACGUUAUCCUUGGAUGUCGGAGUACCUGGUGGCCAGCAAGUAUACAUCGCGCCAGACGGAUCCCUAUCCUACACCACCGCACAUUCAGCUGCGAUACCAGAGGGAUCGAUCGUCACGGGUUUCGAACGCCAGCGAAGCGAAUCGUUCGGUGCGCCUGUGGUCUUGGGUAAUGCUGGCCAGUUCUGGUUGAUGUGCCCGGUCAGUGAUGGUGAACCGCGAGAGCGAACGUAUCAGUUGUAUGUUGGGCAUGGGACAGAAGACUGCUUGAACACUGGAGUCAGGACAUAUACGUCUACCGGACCAGAUGCUUGGGAAUACGCGUGAUUAUGUCAUGAAAUAAUGUCGCAUGAACGGGGAUCGAGAAAUGAUGCAGCCAUUUUAGGGUUGAGUCGCGUUUGAUGUAAUUUGAAUCGGUUUAUCCAUAUAUUACAAUUGGUAGAGUAUCGCCUGCCUUGUUGCCUUAGUAGAUACCCAAGCGUCU
Molecule: messenger RNA, 970 nt
Organism: Hypoxylon trugodes
Lineage: Eukaryota; Fungi; Ascomycota; Sordariomycetes; Xylariales; Hypoxylaceae
Exons: 2
Coding region: 232-813 (193 amino acids)
Source: RefSeq, a predicted model, not a curated record